GUGAAAUAGUAAACAAAGGUGAAAUGAAAACAAAGUCUUUUCCUCAGUUUUUCAAGGAAAAAUGUUCGGUUUUCUCAAGCGAAAUCAAUCCUCUGCUAAAGGAUACAAGAUCUCAAAUGUGGGAAGGACCAAAAAAUAUGGAAUCGUGGUUUCUUCUUUGAGGGAUUUAUUGAAGAAAGCAUCAGCAAAAUUCCAGAUUGAGGACUGUAAGUGCUUCCUGGCCCAGGAUGGAACUCUUGUGGAGGAUGAAGAAUACUUCAAAAGUCUCCCAGCACAGACACUCUUUGUCAUUGCAGGAAAGCAUGACAACGUGAAGACGGACUUUGAACUCCUCUUCGAGGCCAUCCGGAGCAGGAAUUCUGCCUUACUGGGAGCAGGUGAGAUUGUCCGGAAGUUCAUCAGUGAGAACAAAGAGAGCCUUCUGGAGUCACUGAAGCAGCUUGAAGAGAAGGAGUGCAAGGAAACAGAACUGAGUCUGAGGCAAGAACACAAAGAGUGGUUCUCCGGACAGGAUUCUCGCUUCUCCAGCAAAGAGGAAGUCAUGGCGAAACGAGCCCAAGAUCGUGUGAGAGGGUAUUUCUACAAGACGAAGGAUGAAAUCACAAAAUCGAAGAUUUAUCGAGAAAAUAUCACAGCGCGGAUGAAAUUGAAUGAGAUUCUGGGGGUUUUCCAGUACUUCCUCAUAGGCUGUGACCACUUUAGCUGUCUCUUUGAUCGGAAAUACCCAAGGAAGCAUGAAAUUGUGGAGGAAGACGCACCAGACGGUGGGAUUCCCAAGAAGCGCAUGCGGAUGAUAAAGGAACUCUUCGAGGAAGAGGAAUUCUUCAAGGAUUUGUGCGUAUCUCUGUGUAAUUCUCACGGAGACUUCCGUUGUCAGGGUCUCUGGAGUGAGACAACCUGCAAGUACAGCAAUCACUUGAUAAAUCCCUACUCAUCUCGGGAGAACUUCAUUCUCUUCCAAGUUUGGAACUUGGAUCAUCAGAUUGAGCUCUCCCGAUCGGUGAUUCCCUCUCUUCUCAAGACCGUUGAGCAGAUGAGCGAGGAAAAUAAUCUGCAGUGUCAAGUGCAUCGCUGCAGAGCAACAAAUAUUGACAUUAUCGCCUAUUUUCUCGAGCUCUUCACCACUGAUAAUCUCAAGUUGGUGCACAUUGUUUGCCAUGAUAAGGGACUCCACAGCCUCCGGUCCAAAGGGAGAAUUCUGUGUGCCAAAUGUCAUGAGUUGGCAACUCUCGAUGCGAUUAUGGACAAAAUCCAGGAAACAAGUGACGAGAAGAGAUGACAAAUUGAGAUCUGCACACUUUGCGUCCUCCAGGGCAGAUUUACAGCAAACAUCCGCCUCUGAUAGUGUGCGCAUUCCCAAGAGAGCGGCUCGAGAAAAGUGAUGUGGAAAAUUGAGGAAGUUGCACACGAUGCUGACCAGAACAGAGAGAAGAGUGCAGAACUGCCCUGGAAUCGUACUGAAUGGUGUGAGCAGAAGGUGGACUGGCGAGAGGGAGAAAAAAAAGAGCAUAAAACUCAUAAUUUUGCUUUCAACAUUGGAAUUACUUAGUGUGUCCCACACACAAUUUUAUACCUCCGCCGCAAAACCUCGCACACACACGAGCCCAGAAGAAGUACAACCAGAUUAUCCGGCACUG
Molecule: messenger RNA, 1637 nt
Organism: Phlebotomus argentipes
Lineage: Eukaryota; Metazoa; Arthropoda; Insecta; Diptera; Psychodidae
Gene: Drep4
Product: DNA fragmentation factor subunit beta
Exons: 3
Coding region: 62-1279 (405 amino acids)
Biological process (GO): apoptotic process; apoptotic DNA fragmentation
Cellular component (GO): cytoplasm; nucleus
Molecular function (GO): DNA endonuclease activity
Source: RefSeq, a predicted model, not a curated record